Molecule: messenger RNA, 5966 nt
Organism: Porites evermanni
Lineage: Eukaryota; Metazoa; Cnidaria; Anthozoa; Scleractinia; Poritidae
Source: the annotation of a GenBank genome assembly
AUGUGGAAUGCAGCCGGUAAUAACAUGGUCGUGGGGACGGAUAUGACAGUGGACACAUCAUCUACAGCUACAAACUUGUUUACUGUAACUUCGACCGGCCAAAACAAACUCCGGCGGCCAGUAUACACUAGCUUCAAGGGUAAAAGCUACAGUACUUCUCUUCUAUUCUAUGUAGUAUUAUUAACAGAGAAUUAAUCUCGAAUUAAUUAAUUAUUGAAUUUGUUUGUGAAUUGAGUAAUUCUGUAAGCACUGUAUCCGAGAAUAGUUUAAGCUGAAGUUAAAAACAAAACAAAAAAAAACAAAAACAAAAACGAAUAAGAAACAAACAAACAAACAACAGCAGCUACAGUGACAACAAUUAAAAAAUUUAACAACAUUAACAAAAAAAAAUUUUGCAAAAGGCUAGGGUUCCUAAACAAAUGAAGGAGUUCUGAAGUUAGGUCGACGUGUCUUGAAUGAAGAUUAGGCUUUAUCAGUAAAGGCUAGGGAAGGUUCCCAGUAUCAGGAAAGCAUUAAAAAGAGUAGCACUGGGUACUUCUGAGCACACCCUUAUGAUGUGGAUAGCUUUCAAGUACAGCUGGCUUCCUCUCAUCGCUUCUGGCAGUUACUCGGCCAUGGAUUAAUUACCGAACGUAUUCCACAAGAACCUCAGGUCCACGCUUCACGAUUGGCCAGAAAAUGUCUUGGCGAGAGUUGCUCCCCAGUAACUCUCCUUCAGAUGGAAAAACCGGAAAUUCUGUUUGAAAACAAAUACCUUGCGUCACCUAUUUUCAGUUAGUCUAGCGUCAGACAAUAUAGUUGACAUUCGAGGCGAUGCAAGUUUUCUACUCUUCUUUAAGUCUUACCAUGCAUCUGAUUUGAAUAUACUGCGUAACGGGUCCUUCACCUAAAAGGUUAAACAAUUAAUUGUUAAAUACUUAUGCACGAGAUUUCCAACUGCCGUGGGUGUGUUAGUGAUAAGCAAUAGUUUCGUCCGUGAACACUCCGUUCCGACUGGCUUUUCCCAGGUCUUCGAGAAUCCCUCCUAAGGAUUUCGUAAGACCAGUUACUGAUGUCUAGGAGGUAAAUUUAAAUGUCGUGUCAUUCCAGGUUUAUGAACCACGACCAAUCAAUAUUUUCGUGCCAGGAGAAGAUACUUAUCUUGUUUUGCGAGAAAUCCUACUGACUAUGGAGGUAAACGUUUGGCAGUAGACAGUUACCGACAGGUAUGACAACUUCUGCAAAGGAGGUUGGCUGCACCACAUCAUUUGCCAGCGUCUUACGUGUAUGUGCAUCGUAUUUGCUUUCUUGGAACUAACUUAGUUUUAACAUUCUGCUAAAGCCCUUCUAGAUAACUACAUUUCAGACGCGAAAAAGCCAAAAAUUCCUGCUUCACAAAAGGCACUAGAGGAGGACAACUUCAUCGACACUAUCGCCGUCGCAGGAGGUCCCGUAGAUAUUGCUUUCAACUAUCUGAAGACCAAUGGAAAGACUACAGCAACAGUAAGAUUUGUUUUAUUGAAUUUUUGGUCUUCACUCUUCUCCGAAUGACUAGAAGCGUGGAGGAAGCGUUGUGCGGAAGCCAUCCUGCACGUGCACCUUUUCUUUUAAAGCACUGACUUCUUCCAACUUUUCUUGAUUGGCACAAGGUAUGAUAUUAGAAAUAAUUUCUUUCCUAGCGUGAGUUAAACCAUGUUGGCUAGAAGCUCAAGGUAACAAAAGUGAUUCAGCUAAAACUGUCCGGUCACAGCUGUUGAAGGUUGAACCAACAACGCAAUUUUCAGGUUCCCUGUCUUUAGCAUUUAUGUUUCACUGAUUUUCUUGACUGUUGGUUUUCUUGUUAUCUGCAAACUCCAAAAGGACCUAAACGCUUUUAAUUCAACAUUGAAGACGAUGUGGUUUACUAAAUACGCAAAAGGAGGAGGCGUACCGCAUUAUUCUGGAUUUGAGCAUACAUUUGUUGGUAGGCAUAUUGCCACACAAAGAAAUCGGUUUUAAGGCCAUGUAGAUGUAACCUUCUGCCACCACAUCCAGUCUCACAACUCACGCAAAAUACUUUAUGGUUUUGUAUAAAUCCAGAGCUUAUAACUUAUUUACUUAUAGCCUGUGCCAGCCUCUCGGUCAGUGCAGACGAGCGAAAAAUGCGGGCAAACAGUGAAAAAACGAGCGAGCGAGCGAAAAAUUACGGGGAGAGAAGGGGAGAUCCUGUAAGCAUCUUUACAAAUACCACAGUCCGCCUACUUUCAGAAAAAUCGUUUCUCGUAUCAAAAUGUCAAAAUGUUCGCGCACGCUCGCUUUGUUUUCUCUUUGUCUCUGCUUGCGCGAAGCCAAGCUGGGGCUUUCCACAAGUUGCUCGGUAACUUUUUGACAACUUUCAGUAUUUCGAGCAACGUUUUGCAUUCUGAGCAAUUUUCUCUAGUUUUCAACCAAUUCUGAAAUAUCUGAGCAGCUUUUAGUGCUCAAAAUUGACCUUGUUUCCAUACUUCACAAUGUUUUAGUAGACAAUUUAUGAAUUUCCUGUGAAAAAGGAGCCAGAUCCUCUCCCCGCUCCCCCGCUCCCCCGCUAGGGCAGAUCAUGGGCGCAAGGUUCAUGCAGCCGGGCUGCUAGGUUAGCGUUUUUUUUUUUUGAAGAAAAUUAAAAAUGACGGAUGAAGAUUCCCACUCGACUGACACAAGUGUCUCAAGUGCGGUGAGGAAGGUCUUUCUGACAACAAUUUCAUUGGCUCAUAACAGAAGUUUUACAAGAUUAAUACUAAUAUUGAUACGUGGGUUAAGGGCUCCUGAUUACGCUGCAAAGUUACAUUAAAAUGCUUAGAAAUCUUACUUUUGUCGUACAUUUUGCAUAUUUUUGCAUCAGACUAAAUAAAGAAAGAGAGCAGCAAAAACAGGUUUUUGUUUUUUUGAGUAACUUUUGAGCAACUUUCGUUACAAAAAGCAACUUUUGAUUUUUUUUUAGAAACUUUUGAGAAACUUUUUGAGAAGUUACGGGAAACUUUUUAGGAAAUCUCGAGCAACUUGCACGUGGAAAGCCCUGGAGUAUGUCUCGUGUGAAGAAGGUUAUUCAACAAUUUUAGUGGCUCAUUACAUUGUUUGGUUUUAAUUGAGGACAAAGUUAUUCAGCAACACUGGUUACGCCACAAAAUUGCAAAGAAUGCUUAGAAAUCUUACUUUUGUUGUGCACUUGUAUAUUUUAGCAUCAGACCUAAAAAGGUCUAAAAAAGCAACUUUUGAGCAACGUUUUGAGAAAUUCCGAGAAACUCUUUGGAAAAUCUCGAGCAACUAGCGGAAAGCCCUAUGCGAUUGAUGUGGUUGACAUAAAUUGUCAAAAUUGAUCAAUCAUAAAGGGUAUACCGGGAGCUGGUAUACCGGAAUGAGGUGUUGAAAACAAUGCUUACUCUUCAGCUUCCCCGUGAUUUUCGCGCAACUUUUCUCGAUGCGCUCUCUCUAAUAUUUUGGAACCUGGAACAGGCCGAAAAUGGCGUUAUCACAGACCUGUCCAUGUUUAGACACCCUCCCACGAAAAUGGACCAAACUUGUGUAUAUCCGGAGCAUGAAAUAUGAAAAAGAUUAGGAAAUGUUUCUGAAUAGAGACAAACAGUUUAAGCUUUUAACCAGUAAUGGUCUGUGCCUUUUUUUGCUGACAAGUCAGUUUUGUGGAACUAUUUAUGGCAAGCGAGAAUAAUAGGUUAUGGUCUAGAUUCGCGCCAAAAUAGACAAGAAUACGUCGAGACGGCCUUCGAACCAGAAAUUCGGCUAUUUCGUUUUCGGAUAGCCAUGAACUCUUUCCACAAUUGUUUCAGUUCAUUCAUGCAUUAAACAGCUAAGCUGCAGCGCUGCUGCCUGGAAACGAGGCUGAUAUUUUAUAUACCUUCGAAUGAGUUGAUUAUUACCCGGCUUUUGAAAUAUGGUAAGCUCCACGUGGUUAUGAAGCAUUUAGCCGGGGGAUUGGGGCCAAUCAGAAACGGUGAAAUAUUUUAGGGUAUAGUGUUACUUCCAACUAUUGAAAGGCAACACUCGGCUGCAGGCCAGAGAUCUUUUAAAUCACACAAACAAACAAAAAAAAGGAAGGAAAAGAAUAGAAAAGACAAACAUCAUUACGUGAAAAAAUCUAAAUAUACAUUUACCCGUACAUCCAGUGCGGUCUAAAUGGAUAAGUAAUGCUUUGUUUACAAUCCUGGACUGCCACAAUCUCUGUUAAAUGAGGACGGUUUUGAAUAAAUUGCUUCAUCAGGUGAACUGGACGUCGACAAAAAGGUAUUUCAAGGUCUUCACAACUGGUACCAGUUUCUUCUUGAACAGACCGCAGGUAGACUGGCUUACUCUCCACCCCCAAAGAAUGUUGUGGAUACGACUAAAAAGGUAAGGGUUUAAUCUGAAAGGACUGUGAGAUGUCAGGAUGAUAGUAUUCAAACAUGGUCAAUAGAGAGACGCUUCACUAAAACAAUCUAUCCUUCACUAGAACUUUAGAGUAGCUGUUUUCGGUAAGUAAAUGUCUGUCUCGAAAUCCCCCUCGCGUUACACGGCCUCAUUAUCAGUCAGGGGAGUUUCCGAAAGAGACAUUUCGCACAUUCAGGAUAAGUGAAACUUCCUCGGAUUUGUAGAGGUAGAACAUGAUACGUUUUUUGCAUCAAAUGGAAACACGGAAAAAUCCGAGACCCAGAUGGGAUUCGAACCCACGACCCUCCGUGACCAAGUCGAAUGCUCUAACCACUGAGCUACUGGAGAUUCGAUGGCGAGAAAGGGUGAAAUUUGGGUCUUUGACUAGAGCUGCAUCACGCGAUCAGACCGGUGGCCUAUUAAAUUUUGCCAGAUUUUGCCCCAUUGUUAGGUAAUCCGAAUACCGGUAUCCUGGGAUUUAAAAACCAGAAAUCAGUUGAAGAAAUCCAGCUUCCUGCUAAGAAUUGGAAUCCAGAAUCCAAUUUUCAAUGACAAGUGAUCCGGAAUCCACGAUGGGGAGGCCAGAAUCCAAGACAAUUUUGGACUACCUUUUAUGGGGCGAUAUAUUAUGAGCGUAAUUGUGCGCUCUUAUUAUCAUUAAGUGAUAUCACUGUUGCUUGUUUGCAGCCACCCUUUAUAAACGUCCAGUUUACUUGGAAUGGAUAUAGUAAGCCACCGGGUAGCAGCUUUUACGUGGGCACAAGUCCUGCAUUUGAAGUGGCGCUUUACACAGCAUGCUUCUUUGGUGAGCCAGGUGACUGCACCUGCAGUGUGGACCGAAAGCAGCUUAAGAUAAAGACCAUCAACUUUAAAAAUGCUGGAAUGGUGCUCACCUCUUAUCCUGUAGCAUAAGUCCUUCAGAAUGAUUUAUUAUUACCACGAUGUAGAACAAAAAGAAAUUUGAUUCAUGUACGUAUUAUACUCCAUAUGUAGGCAAACAAAAAGAAGAAGCAAUAAAGUGCAACUAAACUUAUCCAAACUCUGCUUACAUUUUUCUGUUGAGAAUUCCCUUUUUAUUUCCUUUUUUUAGUCUCUGGAUUUUCUCUUCUAAGAGAUGGAAAAAUGCGGACUUUUCCAACUGAAAGCACUUUAUUUGUGGAGAAAGGCUGUUUGAAGGAACUACUACACAAUAAUAUUCCUAACGUGUUUUGCGUAAACUACGCUCUUGAAUUCUAUGAUUAUAAUCACUUGCCAUGACAUAAUGGAGAAUGNGGGGAGGCCAGAAUCCAAGACAAUUUUGGACUACCUUUUAUGGGGCGAUAUAUUAUGAGCGUAAUUGUGCGCUCUUAUUAUCAUUAAGUGAUAUCACUGUUGCUUGUUUGCAGCCACCCUUUAUAAACGUCCAGUUUACUUGGAAUGGAUAUAGUAAGCCACCGGGUAGCAGCUUUUACGUGGGCACAAGUCCUGCAUUUGAAGUGGCGCUUUACACAGCAUGCUUCUUUGGUGAGCCAGGUGACUGCACCUGCAGUGUGGACCGAAAGCAGCUUAAGAUAAAGACCAUCAACUUUAAAAAUGCUGGAAUGGUGCUCACCUCUUAUCCUGUAGCAUAA